Trichoderma harzianum CBS 226.95 is the source of this 1389-nucleotide messenger RNA. RefSeq lists its product as hypothetical. Bases 1 to 1389 code for a protein of 462 amino acids. The record is from RefSeq and is a predicted model, not a curated record. NCBI's taxonomy places the organism in Eukaryota, Fungi, Ascomycota, Sordariomycetes, Hypocreales, Hypocreaceae. Gene Ontology annotation, molecular function: phosphatase activity. The transcript is spliced from 3 exons.
AUGGCAAAGCCGCGGCUGAUUAUUCUCAUCCGCCAUGCUCAAUCCGAGGGCAACAAGAACCGCGAGAUACACCAGACAAUCCCCGAUCACCGCGUUAAGCUCACGCAAGAUGGCUGGGCCCAGGCCCACGAGGCCGGUCGCCGCCUGCGCAAGCUGCUCCGCCCAGACGACACCCUUCACUUCUUCACCUCGCCGUAUCGUCGCACACGAGAGACCACAGAGGGCAUCUUGGCCACUUUGACGUCCGACGACCCCGAACCCUCGCCCUACCGUCGGUCCAGCAUCAAGGUCUACGAGGAGCCUCGUCUACGAGAGCAGGACUUUGGCAACUUCCAGCCAUGCAGCACCGAGAUGGAGCGCAUGUGGCAGGAGAGGGCGGACUACGGCCACUUCUUCUACCGCAUCCCCGACGGAGAGAGUGCUGCGGAUGCCUACGAUCGGGUUAGCGGCUUCAACGAGAGCCUGUGGCGCCAGUUUGGCGAGGACGACUUUGCCAGCGUGUGUGUCCUAGUCACUCACGGCCUCAUGUCUCGUGUCUUCCUCAUGAAGUGGUAUCACUUCUCUGUCGAAUAUUUUGAGGACCUUCGAAACAUUAACCAUUGCGAGUUUCUCAUCAUGCGCAAGCAAGACAAUGGAAAGUACAAUCUGGAGAACAAGCUUCGCACUUGGUCCGAGCUACGAAGGGAGCGAACACAGGCUAUCCAGGACAAGGAAAAAGACGGCGAAGACAAGAAUGGUGACGGCACCAAGAAUGGCGAGGGCUCCAAGGAUGCCAAGGAUGCCAAGGAUGAUUUCAAGCUGCAACAUACUCAGAGCUUCGUUGCCGUUCGCCGGUGGGGAGGCUGCCCGAAUGGUUGCAACCACGCCGCUCAUUACAGUAGCCAUCAGAGGGCAGCACAUGUGCCGCGGCACGAGGAAAAAGGCUCUGCCACGAAUCUUGCCAUGAGGAGACAGCAACGCCAUGUAUCGAACAGCUCUGAUGAGGGCGACAGUGAAGAACCCCCGAAAGAAUCCAAGAAGAAGGUUAACAUCGAAGCGGCUCGGGCAUUUGACGAGAUCGUUUCCUCUCCCGACGGCACGCCGUCCUUCAUCACCGCGGAGGAUCGCAUACGCCACAUCAAGUAUCUGCACGUUGGACGGGAUGCCGGCGGGACGUACUCAGGCCACCCCUCGAUUGCGGGUAGUGACACCGAGGCAUCGGACGAUGAGAACAUUCGUCGCACCCGUAUGGCGUCCCUGGAUUCUCGAAUCAAAUCUGGCAGUGCACUAGCUAACCGCCUUGGAGAUGAGCCUGGGCCAGAUGCCAGCGCUGCGGACCAUGAGCCCGAGGCAGAGGAUCUAGAUGAGGUUGAAAGAGAGGACAAAAGUAUUAGAGGAAGCGUAUACUAA